This is a messenger RNA of Fusarium vanettenii 77-13-4, 1182 nucleotides long. RefSeq lists its product as uncharacterized. The record is from RefSeq and is a predicted model, not a curated record. Lineage: Eukaryota; Fungi; Ascomycota; Sordariomycetes; Hypocreales; Nectriaceae. Bases 269 to 766 code for a protein of 165 amino acids. The transcript has a single exon.
AACAAACGUACAUGCCGCUGCCACGUCUCCCUGCAUCAGACGACUCCAUCCCUAGAGGUAGUCUGUUGUUACUCGAGUGACCCAACAAACAAUCCAAUACAAAGAGACUCCUUAUAUAAUACUCUCCUUGUCUUGUUUAUUACUCCGUCUUGAUCAUCAAUCACCACCUCUCGCUUUCACUCUGUGCCUUGCCGUAUCUACAUCACAUCCGCUCCGUAUCCUACCUACAACUCGAUCAUCUUCUACUUCGCCAAGGAGCCAAGGCACAAUGUCGGCGAGAGUCGCACCCGGCAGCUCCUCCUUUGCUGAACCACCCACCAUUGUCUCUCCCGCUGCCGACCACGAUGGCAUGCGAGGCCGCAAGAGGGAGCGAAGCAUGAACCGCGGCGCCAACGUCCGCUCAAUCCGCUGUGCGCCCUCGGAUGAGUCGAGCACCCUCCGAGGACGUUCUCGCCGCCGCGCAGUGUCACCCUCUCUCGGCUACACAUCACGGGCCUCAUCCCCGAGGAGGGUUCUGUCGCCAACCAGACGAAGACUUCUCCACGCCAGGCUCCGCCGCGAGCACUGUCCCUCCCGCGUUGCCUCCCCCAUCGAGCAGCAGCGCCCCUUCCGGCGGCGACAACGGACACGGAGCCGGAGUCGGGGACCUCGGCUGGAGAUGGAGCUCGAGGCGGCGGCCCGACAGGCCGAUGUCCUGUCCGGUCUGCGGAACGAGGUCCGAGCCUCUUCUUCUGACGAGAAGGAAGGGGUCAAGACGGACAAAUAAAGGCAACACUAUGCCUGUCUACACACCUAUCAACCUACCAGUACAUUCAUCUCCACUCGUUCCAAAUGAACGAAGAUGGAAACCAGAUCGAUACCCACAUCAUAUACCUUAAUCUUUGAUUGUACGAUGACUGGAUGCCACCUAUUAUUCUUCUCUGCUUGUUUCUUUUUCCCCCGAUCAAAACGCACGGAGAGCUGGAUAUCUCACGUGGGGAGUUUCCUUUGUUCGGUAAAACGGAUGGCAUCUUUUUUGGAAACCAAUGGAUAAGAGGGCGCUAUGGGUUUUUGCAAUUAAAGAUUGUAUCCUUGGGCAACACGUUUUUUCUUCUUUUUUCUUUUGUUGUACGAUUACGAUAUUCAAAGCAGCCGAGUUUGACAUUGGUCUGACCAGCAAAUUGAUAAACAAUUGAAACUAUC